This is a messenger RNA of Nematolebias whitei (Rio pearlfish), 1236 nucleotides long. RefSeq names its product v-mos Moloney murine sarcoma viral oncogene homolog (gene mos). Lineage: Eukaryota; Metazoa; Chordata; Actinopteri; Cyprinodontiformes; Rivulidae. Gene Ontology annotation, molecular function: ATP binding; protein kinase activity. The record is from RefSeq and is a predicted model, not a curated record. The transcript has a single exon. Gene Ontology annotation, cellular component: cytoplasm. Gene Ontology annotation, biological process: signal transduction; positive regulation of MAPK cascade; protein phosphorylation. The coding region runs from base 51 to 1067 and encodes 338 amino acids.
UCUCGCGCUCAGUCAGCUGAGCACCUGAACGCACCUGUUCCACGCGCGCCAUGCCUUCACCCAUCCCUGUCACGCGCCUGCUGUCCAAAGACCUGUACCCAUCCGUGGAGCUGAGCACGUGCAGCAGCCCUCUGGCCCAGCAGGCCCACGGCUCCAGCCUGCAGGUCCCCCAGACCCGGCUGCACCGGCGGGUCUGCAGCCGCUCCUGGUCCUCCGUGAUCCACUGGGACCAGCUGCGCUCCGUGGAGCCCGUGGGCUCCGGCGGGUUCGGCUCCGUGUACCGGGCCGAGUACCUCGGAGAGACCGUGGCUCUGAAGAAGGUCAAGAAGAGCUCCAAGAAUCCGCUGGCGUCCCGCCAGAGCUUCUGGGCCGAGCUGAACCCCGCGCACCUGCAGCACCCGAACAUCGUGCGCGUCAUCGCGGCCACCACGUGCGUGCCGGCGGACUUUGGGGACGAAGGCAGCAUCGGAACCGUCCUGAUGGAGUUCGUGGGGAGCAGGAACCUGCAGCAGGUCAUCUAUGAGAGCUCGGAGCCACUGGAGGAGGCUCGGUGGUUCCGGUUCUCCCGGGACAUCGUGGCGGGUCUGAACUUCCUCCACUCCCACGGCCUGGUCCACCUGGACAUCAAACCCGCCAACGUCCUGCUCUCCUCCGCGGACGUCUGUAAGAUUGCGGACUUUGGUUGCUCCGUGAAACUGGACCGGGACUGCGAGAUGAGCUCCAUCAGCCCCCACCUGAGCCACGUGUGCGGGACCUACACGCACCGGGCUCCGGAGCUGCUCCGGGGCCAGCAGGUCUCCUCCAAGGCGGACAUCUUCUCCUUCGGGAUCACGCUGUGGCAGCUGCUGACCCGGCAGCCCCCCUACACCGGGGACCGGCAGCACGUGCAGUACGCAGUGGUGGCCCAGCACCUGCGGCCGUCGCUGCGGGACCACCCGGUGUUCCGCACGGCCCUGGGCCGGAGGUGUUCGGUUCUGCUGGGACGCUGCUGGAGCGCAGAGGCCCGCAGCAGACCCAGCGCCCGGGACCUGCUGGACCUUCUGGAUCAGGUCCACUCACAGACCUGAACCUGGAUCCGGUUUUACAAACCUGAAGGCUUUUAAUGGUUUUCUUUAAAUUCAGACUUUUUAGUUCCAGCUUCAGAGAACUGGUGGUCCGGACUCUGGUCCUGGUGGGGGUUUAGUGAAAUCUUAUUCUGAGUAAGACGUGACGUUUUAUGAAAUAAAUGUAUUUUAA